This is a messenger RNA of Penaeus chinensis, 5311 nucleotides long. RefSeq lists its product as uncharacterized. NCBI's taxonomy places the organism in Eukaryota, Metazoa, Arthropoda, Malacostraca, Decapoda, Penaeidae. Gene Ontology annotation, cellular component: chitin-based extracellular matrix. The transcript is spliced from 6 exons. The record is from RefSeq and is a predicted model, not a curated record. Bases 741 to 2093 code for a protein of 450 amino acids. Gene Ontology annotation, molecular function: structural constituent of chitin-based larval cuticle.
AUCGGCUCAUUGUUGGUCUUGCAGCCACACGGAACGCACCCGGACGCCGCGCCCCUCGUCUGCCCUGCGCUGCCCUGCGCUGCGCCGAACAGUCCAUUCUGGAAAGAAAAUUAUCACCUUCCAGACACGUUGAGGCUAUCCAUCUGCUGCGGCUUGGAGGAAUUGAAUGAAAUAACCACUUUUGGAGAGGAGACGCGGCGAUUCGCUCUUGUUUUUUUUAAAACAGUGAUUGCGACAAUAUCUCACACUGAUAAAUGUUAAGAUGAAAGGAGGAGGAUUUCGACAGCUCGUUCUCUCGUGACGGGAAAAGAUCGUUAGCGAAAGUGGUUAUUGCGUCGAUUUUAAAGUGCAGUGAAGGUUCCUCCUCCUCCUGCACCCCCCCCCCCCCCCUCUUUCCACUUCCCCCUCCAAGAACUCGGGAUCGCUCAGGAAGAAUUGGAAUCAAGACAGAAAGUAAAGAGAAGGAAUCUCUGAAAAUAACCCAAAAUAGACAAAAAUAUGACCGCGUGGCGAACAGGACGCCAAACAGUGUCAUGAGCGAACACUGACUUUUCAAUGGUGACAAGUGACACCUACACAGGAAGCCUUGAACGCCGGAUGAUGAAGGGGUGCCAUUAAGUGCCAUAUGUACUGGCGACUCGGGUGAGAAAUCCUUCACCCCCUCUCUCCCCCCACCUUCCCCCACUACCUGUGCCACGGUGCCACAACCCCUUCACUCCUUCGCUCCCCUCGCGCUCAGCAUGAAGACCCUUCUCUUGGCGACUGUGGGUGUGCUCUGUGUGGUGGGCGUGUCCAGCUACAGCGAAGACCCGGUGCAGUACCACAUCCAAACGGACGAUGGAUCCGAGCGAUACUUCAGGUACCAGACCUACGACGGCCAGUACCGCAAGGAGAAGCGGCUGGACGACGGCACGGUCAUCGGCACAUACGGCUGGGUAGACGCCACGGGCCUCCUGCGCCUCUACGACUACGUCGCCGACCUCAGCGGCUACCGCAUCGUGCGGAAGAAGACCCUGAAGAUGGCCCAGCAGCCGCGAGCACCGGUGACCGAGGCCCCUGUGAGGAGAAAUCCUUCGAGGCCCUCCUCCUUCAGGACACCGAGUCGUGCGAGCGUGAGGGAUCAGCCUGGGUUGUCCGUGUCCGUGGUACGGACCCCCACGCCCAAGCCCUCGUACACCCCGCAGAGGACCUCCCCGAUCAGACGACCUCAGGCGUCGAGAGGGACAGCUUCCACCUCAGGUAAGGCACGCAGGAGAGGAAGCACCCGGUGGGGACGACGACCACAGGCAGCAGCAGCAAACGAGGAAAGGGCGCCGACCCGGGGCACGACCUUCACCCCGAGCAGACGACGCACGACGACCCAGCAGAGCUCGAAGCAGGAAUCGAAACCGCAGAGCGAUGUCCACAGCUUCGGGUUCGGCUCGAAGCUGAGCGGCGGCACUCGAGGCGUUAACAACCUUGGGAAGCAGACUAACCCUGACCUCACCACCACUAACACGGCUGGCGCUUUAGACUCCGGCGACGCCCCUCCGCAGGGCCUUCCCCUAGGAGAGUCUGGGAGUGAGGCGCAGCGGGACCCGGUCACCGUCGGCGACCCCACAGGUAACCCGGCAACCCACGCAAACAGAGGACACGGUGGAACAGCAACCAAACUAACCAGCCACACGACAGCAACACAGGCCAGUGGUGAGGCGGGGACACUAACUCGUAGGCCAGUGAGAGUGGGGAGUUCCUCUCCUCGCCGGCGAACACAGAGCACGAGGGAGCACCUUGUCCAGCGAACGGGUGACCUAUUAAUCGAAAGGACACGUGACCUGGUGACUGAACGACCUGGUGAUAAGGUGACGGAAGCACCUAUUAACGGUCCUAUUAACAGACGCCUGCCCGAAGCAGGAACAUACAGCAUCAAUUACGAUCUGGGCAAUCAGUUCCACAAGGAAAAGAUUUUGCCCGACGGAACGAAAGUCGGCAAACACGGCUACGUAGACCCACUAGGGAUCCUCCGAGUGACCUACUACACGACGGGACCGAACGGGCAUCAGCAGAGUCAAGAGAGCAAGUGGGUUGGUAGCCGCGACCCCUAUCAGGAAUAAAGAUGAACUCUUUUUCUUGUGUAGGAUUAAGUGAGGUUCUAAAGUGUUGAGUGUGAGUUGGUGAGAUUAUGAAGUGAUGGAGAUGAUGGUUUUGUAUUUGGAGUGUAUUGAGCAGGUUGCUAUUUUCGAAAAGAAAGUUAGUAAUGAGCAGAGCCAAGAAUGCGAGUGAUUUUGUGCCGUAUUCGCAACCCUUAUCAGGAUUAAAAACACUUAUUAUUAUCAGGUGAAAUUUAUGAGCUUAAAAAGUGCUGAUUGCAAAUAUAUAUAUAUAUAUAUAUAUAUAUAUAUAUAUAUAUAUAUAUAAAAGAAGUUUGCCGCAAGUGUGUAGAGUGCUUUUCCAGGAAAGAUAGGAAAGAAAAACAUGUUUACCAGUGAUAAUUUUUCCCGGUAUCAAAAAUGCUUCACUUGUGAUGCUUUAAUCUAAUGAACUUUUAGGGUCAUUGAUAUUUUAAGCAGUGACUGUUAUAAUGAGCAAGUGUAGUCCAACGUGCUAUUCUCUUUCUUGAGGUUGGUAUUCUCUGUUGUGAUGAGUCUCACCUCUCGUAUUAUGAACGUUAAGUGUUAAUUUGAAGGAAUUGAUACGUUAUGGUACUGUGUCCAAAACGAAGCGAUUAAGUUGAAAAUAAAAGAAAUGUGUAUGUGUAUGGAAUAAUAUGAUAUUUUGCGAACGUAUGCCCUCCCCCCAACUAUUCAACUAUUUUGAAUCAUAGAGUUAUCAUUCCCUGUUCUUUGACGUUUCUACCGAAAUUCAUCUCGAUUUUAAAAGAAUAUAAUUGAAAGAGGUACUUGCAAGAACACAUUUACAGUUUUGCUUGAUUGCAGAAAGAAAUUGUGCUAUUAUUAUUAAUUUAUUUAUGAACCAGUUUAGAACGCUUUUGUCGUUAGUUUAGCGAAGUUUACCCACAGUUCAUCAGCCAAGCCAUGUACUCUCUUUUUGGAAGUACUAGUACGGACGUAAAACAAAGUAGCAUAUUUUUUUAGACCUAGUUUUAAGCUAUUAACUUAUCCUCUUUUAUAGGACUGAUACAUUUUUUUUGUGUCUUUUUCCUUCAGAGAAUACUCUCUUGAAGGUUAUGUCGUGAGUAAAAAAAAGGUAUUAUGCCGGUAUCCUGUGGUAGGGCAUUUCGCGUGGCAUAAUUUUCUACUGAAUAAAUGGAUUAGUGCAGAACAGGAUUUCUGUAAUUAUGAAACAACAUUUUUACUCUUUCACAUACUCCAGCAUUAGAAUAGCGGUGUAAACACAGAUAACAGUACAAUUAAACCAUUUUAUAUGUGCCAUUUUGACCAUCAACAGAUUCAUAAAUGUAUUAGUCAUAAUCAACUAAAAUCCCUGCUUGUCAAUAAUAGACGGAAAAUGAUCGUCUUUUGUCGUCUUUUGUCUCCGUGGGUUGUAAUAACCAUGAAAUACACUUUUUUUUUAAAUGUGUAUUUUGCAUUUUGGUUUCUGUAAUGUGAUGUAACUAACCUGUCCUUUGUCUUUCUGUGUGUCAAUGCCUAAGUGAGGUUAGGUAUAUAUUCUCGAGUGACUCUGAUAAUGCCCGAGUGUAGACUAGCUUUAAAGUAUACUACAAUGUAUGGUUUCGUGUAACAUACAAGAAUGGAUGACUAACAACUGAACAGAAAGCGCGGAUAUUUAUAUAUUUCGUAAACUUCUUUUUUGUUUUUAAUUAUAAUGAUUGUAGCAUUAUAAACUCAAGAAGUAAAAAUAUUUCCCGGUAUAAAUGUUCGCCUCUAACCUAGGGAGUUCCUGCAAGAAUCUUCUCUUUGUUAGACGUAUGCAAUAUGUUAGAAGAGGCUCGUGUAUACUGUAAAAUAGUUAAGUUGUUGAUGAAAUACAUAUCACGCUCAUCGAUUUGCUUCAGUCGGUGCCUAUUAAAUUUCAGCGCGUUUCAUUUUGAGUAUUUAAAAAGUAUGUUUUUUUUUUUUUUUUUAGAGUAAUUCUAAUGAAGAGUGUCAUUGGUUAUCCUUAAUUGGUGCCUAGCGGUAAAAGCCUCAAAUUAUGUAUUAAGAAAAUUAUAUAAAGAGAAAGUAAUUCAUAAAAACUGAACUAUCCUUAUUAGCUUAAACGUAUUCUGAAAUUCACGCGAAAUUAAAUACACGAAAUGGAUAUUUUUAAAGGUUACAUUAGAAUGAAAUAUAUUUAGCGUCUAAAAGUUUACUUACUGACAAAAGGCCUUUUUUUAAGAUACUUAAUAUUGAGGGAAAACAAGUCAUGAAAACAGCUUAUAGAAUGAUAAACUGAACGAGAUUUUGAAUGAAUGCAUCAACGGUUUCGGUGGAUAUAUUUUAAAAUCCGAAUUAAAAAAUAAUAAUGAUAAAGCAGAUAGCAGUUAAGAUUGAAAUUUUCCAUAUUUUCUCAACAGAAUGAAUCAAUAAUGGUGAAGUAGAGAGUAAAAAGAGAAAAUGCAAUAGUAUUUUAAUUAAUGAGUCGGGAGUGAUACUUAUAUGAUAAUUUUGUAAUGUGGAUGUCAUGAGAUUGCAUUAAUUGUAUCAAUUUUGACGGAGAAAAGGGAGAAAGUUUAUCAUGACAGAUUUAGAAAACUUGCAAAUGAGGAUAAAUAAUUCCACAAAAGGUUGAAUUAAUAUUUCGACAUUUUCAUCUUUAAAAUAUUGAAAGAAAACAAAGGAAGUCUGCAUAGUUCCCAUGUCACUAAUUUUUAAUGAAAUUAUAAUUUUUACUUUUCUAAGUUCAUUUGUCAAAAGAUAGAGUUGGCAAUAAUACAAAUAUUAGUUUAUUGGUGUCAGUGUGUGAAUUUUACGAAAUGACAUUAGAUUUAAAGUAUUUCUACAAUCCUAAUUCAAAAUACACACAAUCUUUCACUACCAAUAAUAAUAAUAAUAACAAUAAAAAAAGGCUUUUAAUAAAUUCUAAAACUAUUUUUCUCAUGCUUCGAUGCAAGACGUUGACAUACUUUCCCGAGUGCUACAUUUAAAAAAUAAACAAAAAUAAAGAAAUAAAAACAGCAGUAGACAAAUGAUAAACAAUCUAACUGCUACAACAGACAAGGUUUACAGAUCCAGGUGAUAGUGAGUUCACGAAAUGAUUUAACUAAUGCAUUCAACGAUCUGUGUAGCUUAGUUCUCGCAGGUGUCAGGCAGGUAAACUACACGUUCACCGUAACCAUUUUUUACUGAUUGUACUAACUCUGUGAUAAUUACUGGCGUUAACUAAAAAUUGUACAAAGUAUUAUACCAAUAAAUCGUAAAUACAUGUGAAA